Ylistrum balloti is the source of this 592-nucleotide messenger RNA. RefSeq names its product large ribosomal subunit protein uL23-like. Gene Ontology annotation, biological process: ribosomal large subunit assembly; translation. The transcript has 5 exons. Gene Ontology annotation, molecular function: structural constituent of ribosome; rRNA binding. NCBI's taxonomy places the organism in Eukaryota, Metazoa, Mollusca, Bivalvia, Pectinida, Pectinidae. Gene Ontology annotation, cellular component: ribosome; cytosolic large ribosomal subunit. Bases 24 to 530 code for a protein of 168 amino acids. The record is from RefSeq and is a predicted model, not a curated record.
CCCCAAAUCCGUCCUUUUUCAACAUGGCUCCCAAAAAGAAGGCAACAGUAGAAAAGGGUGGCAAGAAAGAUGCUGCCAAAGUGAAGGAGUCCACAGCUCCAGCCAAGGCCAAGCAAAAGGCUCAGAAGGCAAAGAAGUCCCAGCUUAGAGGUGUGCAUGACAAGCGCAAUCGCAAGGUCCGCACGUCGGUACACUUCAGGAGACCAAAGACCCUCAAGCUGCCUAGGGAGCCUAAAUACCCCAGGAAAAGUGUGCCGAAGACUGCAACGUUAGACAAAUACAGAAUUGUCAAGUACCCAUUGACAACUGAGUCUGCAAUGAAGAAGAUUGAGGAUAACAACACCUUAGUCUUUGUUGUGGACAAAAGGGCCAACAAACCCCAGGUCAAACUGGCUGUGAAGAAACUUUAUGAUAUUGAUGUUGCAAAAGUCAACACUUUGAUCAGGCCUGAUGGUGAGAAGAAGGCAUAUGUACGACUAGCUCCCGACUAUGAUGCUUUGGAUGUUGCCAACAAAAUCGGAAUCAUCUAAACUGGGAGACUGUAUACAUUUGUUAUUUUAUUGUAAGAUAAAUAAACUCACCAAGACAGUAA